CACCACAUCGUCUUCCUCGAAGCAGCAAAUGCGCCGCUUCCACAGUUUGCCUUCCCUCACACAUGCCGCCGUUACCCAAGCACCCAGCCUCAUGAAAUACCAGAGCGUAUCAAAGACGCGACGAUUGCCAUCCUCGGGGGCUUCGCACCCAUCACUCCUGAGCAUCUUCAGCACGCUCCUCAGUUGCAGUGCGUCGCCCUCACUGCAACGGGGUUCGAUUGGUUAGACAGACAAGCGUUUGCGGAGAGAGGCAUCACUGUCGUCAACUGUCCACAGAACAACGUGGAUGCAGUGGGAGAGCACUUUUUGGCACUGUAUUUUGCUGCACGAAGGAAGAUUGUCGAAGUCCACAAUGCCGUUACUGCACCGGAAAGGUACUGGGUAAAAGAAGGCUCCUUGACACCUCGGUGGAAACAAGGGGCGCCUCUGAGUUGUCAGCAAGAGGUCCUGGGUAUUAUCGGAUACGGGUCGCUCGUCUUGAUUGCAGAGCGCAAAGGUGAAAACAAUGUCCGCGACGGAAGGAUUCAUUUUGAGCACCUCCUCAAGACAGCCACGACUAUUGUCAUUUGUUGCCCAAGAGAACCAGGGACGUUGGGUCUUAUUUCCGCCCCGGAAUUCGAGUUGAUGAAACCAGAGGCGCUACUUCUGAAUAUUUCAAGAGGAGGAAUCGUCUGCGAAAGUACCCUGGCCACAGCGUUGAAACAAGGC
This is a messenger RNA of Fusarium vanettenii 77-13-4, 708 nucleotides long. RefSeq lists its product as uncharacterized. The record is from RefSeq and is a predicted model, not a curated record. Gene Ontology annotation, molecular function: oxidoreductase activity, acting on the CH-OH group of donors, NAD or NADP as acceptor; NAD binding. The annotation marks the transcript as partial. The transcript is spliced from 2 exons. Lineage: Eukaryota; Fungi; Ascomycota; Sordariomycetes; Hypocreales; Nectriaceae.